Molecule: messenger RNA, 2739 nt
Organism: Megalops cyprinoides (Indo-Pacific tarpon)
Lineage: Eukaryota; Metazoa; Chordata; Actinopteri; Elopiformes; Megalopidae
Gene: chpfa
Product: chondroitin polymerizing factor a
Exons: 4
Coding region: 297-2603 (768 amino acids)
Cellular component (GO): Golgi cisterna membrane
Molecular function (GO): glucuronosyl-N-acetylgalactosaminyl-proteoglycan 4-beta-N-acetylgalactosaminyltransferase activity
Source: RefSeq, a predicted model, not a curated record
UCUGUGGCACGGAAAGGGUGCCAUCCUACGCCGUGGUUUACUUUUCUGACGUUUUGCGUUUAUUAUGUAGGAGGAGCCGGAGCACUGACACGUAACAAUCUUAGGUAGCUACAAUAUAACCGGACAGCGUAGGGACUAGACGGGCUGUACCUACACUUCCGAUGGGAAAGAGUUGAUGAGUUGUUAGCUACGAAGCUAGCUAACAGUUUUAGAAAGCAUCGUUGAGUAUUGUGAUUUUAAAGGGAUCCGCGAGGGGAGCGGAGGCACCUUUCAUCGUUGCCAGCAGCAGUAAAACAAUGAGAUUUUCCAUGUUAAUUUCUCUGAUUAGGCCGAUCGGGCCGGUGGUUAUCGGCAUUUCUUUGGGAUUUACCCUGAGUUUGCUUAGCGUGACGUGGGUGGAAGAACCGUGCGAUUCCGAUUCGAAAAACGCCGAUGAAGUGGUUUUGGCUCAGGAGGGAAAUCUGAAAGGUGCUAGGAGACCAAACUCGAUAUCCACUGGAAACGCGGAAAAUGGGGACACGGAGGAGGAUUUUGAACCUAGAAUCGUCCCCUACAAACCAGUAAAACAAAGUCAACCGAAGAAAGUUUUCAGGGCCAAGUACAUCAGCACCGAGCUGGGCAUCCGGGAACGCCUCUUCGUGGGCGUCCUGACCUCCAAGAACACCAUCAACACGCUGGGCGUGGCCGUCAACCGCACCAUCAGCCACCACCUGGACACCGUGGUGUUCUUCACGGGCACGCGGAACCGGAAGAUUCCACACGGCAUGUUCGUGGUGACGCACGGGGACGAGAGGCUGAUCUGGAACAUGUUCCAGACGGUGCGCUACGUACUGGAGCACCACGUCGCCGAGUACGACUGGUUCUACUUCGUGCAGGAUGACAGCUACGUGGAGGCGGACCGGGUGAAGGCGCUGGUGGGACACCUCAGCAUGGACCGCGCCCUGUACAUGGGCAGCCCCGAGGAGUUCAUCGGGGGGGAGACGGAGGGCAGGUACUGCCUCGGGGGGUUCGGGUACCUGCUGUCCCGCACCCUGCUGCUGCGCCUCAAACCCUUCCUGGAGAACUGCCGAAACGACAUCCUGAGCGCCAGGCCCGACGAGUGGCUCGGUCGCUGCGUCAUCGACUACGGCGACACCAACUGCGUGGACGAGUACGAGGGGCUCCAGUACUAUCACUUUGAAAUGGGCAAAAACUCGGACCCCAGUAAAGAGGACAGUUUGAACUUCCAGAACGCCCUGACUGUGCACCCAGUGUCCGACCCCGAGCAGAUGUACAGGCUGCAUAAGCACUUCACGGAGAUCGAGCUGGAGAGAACGUACAGCGAGAUUGAGAAACUGCAGGCGGAAAUUAGGAACAUCAGCGAAGUAGCGAUCGAUGGCAACCGGAGCGCCCACUGGCCGAUCGGCAUCAACCCGCCCUUUGACCCCAAGACGCGUUUCGAGGUGCUCAGGUGGGACUACUUCACCGAGGAGCAGGUGUACUCCUGUGCCGACGGCUCCCCGAAGUGCGAGCUCCGCGGGAUCGACAAGGCGGACGUGACCGACAUCAUCGAGACCGCCAUGGGCGAGCUGAACAGGAAGUACAAGCCCGUGCUGCACCUUAAGAAGCAGCAGCUGAUAAACGGGUACCGCCGCUUCGACCCGACCCGCGGCAUGGAGUACACGCUGGACCUGCAGCUGGAAGUGGUCACGCAGAAGGGGCGGAGCCGAUCCAUCACCAAGCGCGUGCACCUGGUGCGGCCGCUCAGCCAGAUCGAGAUCAUCCCCAUGCCCUACGUCACCGAGGCCACCCGCGUCCACAUCAUCCUGCCCAUGACUGUCCACGACCGCGAAUACGUCAACCAGUUCCUGGAGGUCUAUGCUGCUAACUUCUUUGAGACCAGUGAGAACGCCGUCCUGACCUUCCUCUUCAUCUAUGACCCUUUCGAGGCCCAGCAGGUCAGCCAAAACGACAUCUUCGGCGAUGUCAAGGCAAAGAUCAAUGCCUAUGAGCGCAAGUACCCCGUGGUCAAGAUCCCGUGGAUCAGUGUGAAGACCGAGGCCCCAUCCCAGAUCAAGAUCAUGGACAUCAUCUCCAAAAAGCACCCCGUGGACACGCUCUUCUUCGUUGCCAGCGUCAACACCAAUGUCAACUCCGAGUUCCUCAACCGCUGCAGGAUGAACUCCAUCAACAACUGGCAGGUCUUCUUCCCCAUCCACUUCCAGGACUACAACCCAGACGUGGCCUACCCCAACCAGCAGCCCCCGACCACCGUUGACCUGGUGAAGGAUGCGGGGCACUUUGACCGCAGCGUCUUCGACGAGGCCUGCUUCUACAACUCGGACUACAUGGCCACGCGGACCCGCAUGGCUAGUGAUGUGCAGGAGAAUGAGGAGAUCCUGGAGACCCUGGAUGUCUACGACAUGUUCAUCAAGUACUCCAACCUGCAUGUGUUCAGGGCGGUGGAGCCGGCACUGCACCAGAAGUACAGGUACCAGGUGUGUAACCCGCGCCUUAGUGAGGAGAUCUACCACAGGUGUGUACAGAGUAACCUGGAGGGGCUGGGCUCCCGGUCACAGCUCGCCAUGCUACUAUUUGAACAGGAGCAGGGCAACAGCACCUGACUACAGACCCAAACCCCUAACCAUCCAGAGGGUGUCCUCUCGUUCUAGAGGGUCGCUGGACACUUUGAAAGUUUACAAAUGCAGUAAAUUUCCUGAGGAGUUCUGAUAUGUUUACAGCCCCCCCCCUCCCCCUCCC